AUCAUGUUCACAACUUAGCACUUGCAUAUUUAAGGUAUCAUCAUUAUUUACAACACACACGCUAUGCUUACUACAAUACUAGUCCUCAUCAAGAUCCGCUCCCAACUCCUCCUCCUCCGCCUCAUAGUCUUCCGAUUCGUCACCCUCAGAGUCAGCCUCCUGUUCUGAGGAUUCUUCGCUAGCUGACUCUGUCCGAAGGUCUUCCAGACUUCUACUUGCCUCUUCAUCCUCCUCCCCCCCCUCUUCACCUUCCUCUUCUGGGUAUUCAUCGUCAUCCUCUUGCUGUACCAAGACCUGCGAGUUCUCCUGUUCAUCGUCGGAGGCAUCCUUGACAUCAUCUGCAAACACAACCGUCUUCUGAGCUGGUGAUUUUGACUCGGGCUCCAACACAUCUCCACUCCAUGGCUUGCACUCCUUGACGAGCUCGCCGCACCGCAAGCAGUUCCAACCUUCCCCUUCCUCCCUUUCGAUUCUUGUCGCCAAGCAGACAAAGCAGUAGACGCAUCCACAUGGGAUGGUUUCGUAAGGGUUUGUGACAUCAGUCUGCGCCGAUCCGACCACACCAGUCUUGGAAGUAGCCGCAGCCAUGAGCUCGUUCUCGUUUGUUGCCUGGUUCUGAUCCUGGUAGCAGAUGGCGCAUGUCCGUUCUGGCAAGAAGGCAAAUUCACCCUUCUUCUCCUCGGCGCCUUCACCACCUGUUGUGCUCAUAAUCUUCUUGGUUUUCCGCCACGUCCGUGCCAGCCAGCGCCUCCACCGGUUGAUUCCCACCAGCGGCAGCACGAACAGCAAAAACUCGGUGAAGGCAUGCCACACCAGCUGGCGGUUGAGGUACUCAAACGACACCUCGCGGCUAACCUGGCUGGUAGGUGGAGCGAGCCUCAUGCGCAGUACCCGGUCCAAAAGCGUCCUGUAGCGGCCUUGUAACAAGAAGACCAAGAACGACGCAAACGAAGCGGCGGCGUGAAGCGUCGACAGUCUGUCCGUCAUGCUCGAGAGCCGCUGCACCGUCGGGCUCGGCUCAUCAUAACCUCCAUCCUGCUCCCUAAGCCAGUUCUCCCACUUUGACCACAUGUACCUCCCUCCCACCGUCAUCAACCCAUACAACCCCUUCUGCCACUUGCUCGGCGGCACCAAGACACUCCCCGUGUGUCUGGCGUCUGUGUAUUUCAAAUUCUGCAGCGCAGCACCAUACGUCGCGUCAUGAUCCCAAAUGGUAAGCUUGAAUAUCACGGCCCUCAGGGCAAGCGAUAUCUCGGCGUCCCACUCAUGUUUGAUAUUGUUGUCUCCUCCUCCUCCCCCACCACCGUAGUACCGAACCGCCUCCCCUACUUGUCCCUUCAUCAGCUCGACCAGUUCCUCAUCGAGGAGUUCGGCGUCUACUUGGCCGACGCGAAAGGCUGGGCGAGUGCCCUCCCGGCUGGAGAUGGUAUCCCACAGUGAAAGUGUCGACGCGCCGAGCCGUCGGAGGAGAGGGGAUUGGGAGGCGGCGAUGCGUGCGCGGAGUUGGGAUUCGGAUUGUUGGGCUGCUACUCGGGCUGCUUCUUGAGCAUCGCGGGCUUGUCGGCGGGCAAUGAGGCGUUGCUGGGCUUGGGCGAAGGAGUGGGCUGAUUGGGGGUUGGAAGGGGGUGUUAUUGCUACUGGUGCUGGUGUUGGUGUUGAUGAUGCAGCAGCAGCAGCGACAUCCAGGACCGCUGCGCUGGGGCUGCUGCUGUCUUUGGGGGGCUUGGAAUCGCUCAUCGCAUUGGUGUUUGAACGAGGCUGAGUGAAGAUGGGCGUUUGUUUAUUGGUGGAAACGCAUAUCGUAAGGUGCUCCUUUCACAUUUCCCCCUAUGCGCCCAUGAUAAUGAAUGGCUUCUGUCGGUCCGGGCGGUCGGUCGAUGCACUCAGAGAGCCGAGGUUGGAAUCCGGACAGCAGCUGUUGCAGCUGACGGAACGGUUCAGGGAUGCGGGCUUGGCGCGUUGCGGCACGGCCCACUUGUUUUCGCCCUUCCCCACGAAUCACACUGUGGGGAUCCUUGCAAGGGGGUAUGGAUUCAAUGUUGAUUUCCAGGGUUCGAUGUCCAGCUUCAACUUCACCUCUUGACAUCUAUUCAUCCUCUUGACUUUUCUGGGAAUGAGUGAGAUUAUGUAAGGUUCAAACACCAGCCAUUUAUUCAGCCGUAAUGCUACCCUUUUUCACCCAUGACUCGGUCUGUACCAAUGUUCUGCUCCGUUGCUGACGCAAUGGCCGAGCAAUGCAGCUGCAUAGGCAUACCAGUAUGACCUGGAAGAGCACCGGGAUGGUCUCCGUUAAAAAUAGGUACGUUAGAGUUUGGACCAGAACUGGUAAGCUAGGUGGGAGAAAAGGGGUUUGGGAGAUGUCUUGAGCUGUGCUGUCCAGAUCAUCUUCAGGAUCAAUACAUACAACUUCUUAUCUUCUCUUUGCUGGUGGUGGGUUCAUGGAAACCGAUACUGAAGAGGCCACCAUGACGAAGUGGAAACUCCCCACGGCGAUCAACAGAUCUGUCGGCAUCCUGGGAGCUGGUGUGCUAGGCCGCCGGAUAGGAGCCUGCUGGGCCUCUGCCGGAUACAAGGUCAACAUUCGCGAUCCCGACACGCAGCAAACCAAUGGAGCUCUACAGUACAUCAAAAACGAGAUGUGGAGGUACAAGCCCACCGUCAGCCCCGACAAGAUUUCCGUGCAUGGUUUCCAGGACCUGAAGCCUGCCGUGGAGGACUCGUGGCUGGUUAUCGAAUGCGUGCCUGAGAAGCUCGACCUAAAGAUGAACGCCUUUGCCGACCUCGAAAAGGUUGUCCGACCCGAUACGAUACUGGGAACCAACUCGUCGUCCUACAAGUCGCGGGAGAUUGCGGCCAAAGUGAAGCCUGACACGGCCAAGCGCAUGCUGAAUAUGCAUUACUACAUCCCGCCCGACAUACGCGUUGUCGAGCUCAUGACCAGCGGAUCAACGCACGAGGACAUUUUUCCUUUUCUCGAAGAGCACCUCAAACGGUCUGGCAUGCUUCCAGUCAUGGCACACCGAGAGUCUACGGGCUUUCUUCUCAACCGCGUCUGGGCCGCUAUCAAGCGAGAAUGUUUGAUGGUGCUAUCCGAGGGGGUAGCCUCACCAGCAGAGCUCGACAUGGUGUGGAAUGAGAUGUUUGUCAAGACCGGUGUUCCCCCAUGCGAGCUGAUGGACUCAGUAGGCUUGGACACUGUGUCACUCAUCGAGCAGCACUACAUCCAGGAGCGGAAUCUCCACGACCCAGGCGUCAUAGCCUUCCUCCAAAAGUACAUCCAGGAGGGCAGGCUCGGGGCCAAGUGCAGCAAGGGCGGUCUGUACCCACCAGGUUAUACCACCAAGACUGCUGGCCAACAGCAAACCCCCUACGACAACCUGCACGCUCCGACCUUGUACAUCCUCGACCUUGGCCUCAACAACGCGCCAGAGGAGGUGUACCAACGUGGCCGUAUCCUCGUGGGCAGCGCGGAUGGCCAAACCCCUCUCCGCACCAUAGUGGACCACCAGCCCAUGCCAGACGGGAUCGCUCUCUGCCCAUCAGAAGGUAAGAUUAUCUGGGGCAACAUGGGUGUGCCUAACAAAAACGACGGCAGCAUCAUGUCGUGCAACUUGGACGGUAGCGACAUCAAGGUCAUCAUCCCCUCCGGCACGGUACACACGCCCAAGCAGAUUGCUGUUGACGAUGACUGCUCCAAGAUGUACUUUUCCGACCGCGAAGGCAUGCGCGUCUUCCGAUGUAACAUUGAUGGCUCUGGACUGGAAGUCCUCAUCCGCAACGGGGACUGGGCGACUGGCUUUGACGACCAGACGAAGUGGUGCGUGGGCCUCGGGCUUGCCCCAUUGGAAGGGAAGUUUUACUGGACGCAAAAGGGUCCGUCCAAGGGAUCCAAAGGGCGCAUUUUCAGGGCGAACAUACAUACACCUCCUGGGCAUGAUGCUUCUACGAGGACCGACAUCGAAUGUCUGUUCCAGGGCCUGCCGGAGCCUAUCGAUAUCGAGAUCGAUGAGGAAGGCAAGUUCAUGUACUGGACUGACAGAGGGGAGCUUCCUCGUGGCAACAGCUUGAACAGGGCUGAAAGGGGCCCUGAUGGCCAGUAUACCGACCACAAGAUCCUAGCCAGAAACCUGCACGAGGCUAUCGGCAUCACUCUUGACAGGAAGAAUCGACACAUAUACGCUACAGACUUGGGUGGAGCGGUGUACCGCUUCAACAUGGAUGGAACUGGGCGCAGGAAGUUUUAUGAGGAUGAGGGAUCUUUUGCGGGGAUUGCAUUGUGUGACAAAUAA
Messenger RNA from Podospora pseudopauciseta, 4289 nucleotides. RefSeq lists its product as uncharacterized. The transcript is spliced from 2 exons. NCBI's taxonomy places the organism in Eukaryota, Fungi, Ascomycota, Sordariomycetes, Sordariales, Podosporaceae. The record is from RefSeq and is a predicted model, not a curated record. Gene Ontology annotation, biological process: fatty acid metabolic process. Gene Ontology annotation, molecular function: NAD+ binding; oxidoreductase activity, acting on the CH-OH group of donors, NAD or NADP as acceptor. Bases 2439 to 4289 code for a protein of 616 amino acids.